UGUUUUGGGGAACCCGUAAGUAGUGCCAGUUGGGCAGCCGAACCGACCGAUUCCGUUUCGCGUUCCGCGGGGUGCUCGUGUGUUUCCGGGUGGAAGUUUUGCUUUUUGUGCUUGUCAGUGGAAGGAUCGCGCGGUUUUUUUGGUCCCUCUGUGUGAGGCUAACGGAAGUGCUUAUUUGGGGUUGUUUGCCCGGGGGUAAAACUGAGUGAUUAAUUGAUGAGCCCCCCUCGGCCGGAGUUUGGGGUCUGCUGUUGAAGUUCUGUCGAGGUGUCUUGGAAGUAUCUUCUUCGAAACAUAUUGUCCUUUGGAAGAUGCAUUAAAGUGAAAGCUUUAAGAGCGAUGUGAAUGUGGAAACAUAUUGUCUCGUACGUUUCUUCGAGUUGACUUCGGAAGAAAGCGUGUAAUCGAAAAGUCAAAAGGUAUAUCUCAACUGAAACCGAAAAGUGGAAAUAUGGGGACGGUUCGGGAAAAAUCAUUAACCUUAGGAAAUGGGAAAAAAUCACACCAUUGAAAAGAAUGGGCAAAAGAAGGGGCCAAGGUGUCGAUAAAUUGCUUCACUAGAUGGAGGGAUAUUUUUCAGUUUAUUGCCGCCAGUUGUGGGACACAAAAAAGAGAGCAUAAAAUCAAGGGUCAGAUUGUUUCCCAGGGAAAAUCCGGAAAAUCAUGGCAGUGAAGCAAAAAUCGAGUCGAGAAAUGUGAAUAAUAAAAUCAUCACUGCCGGAGGUUGACCCGUGGCUUCGUUUCCCUAGGGGUUGUCAACCGAUAAAAAACCGUUGAAAGCCAAAGGAAGAAUCCUAGCAGUGAAAAGCACAAAUUCCCGAUGAGAAAUGAUGUUUGUCUAUGGGCCAAACUGUGGAAAUUUGAUUAAUUGAAUGUGAUUUGUGGCAGAACCCGACGACCGAAUUUCCUACAAUACGCGGAAUAUAACAAAAGAAAACAACAACAAACCUCGACCAGGGAAAGCAAGAAAGAUCGGAAAAACCUGAAGCUUUGCUAAUGGGGUGGUAAAUACUUCUGGUGAAAAACAACCCAAGGAGAAGAAACAAAAAAAAAAGAUAUUCAAUGGAAGAACGUGAUCCGGCAAUUGUGCUCUAGCGAGUGGAGAAAAUUAAUGAUAUUACACUGUUGAAUUGGAUGAAAAGGCGCUCCUUGGCGCAAACGAGAAAGCCUCAAUGAAUCCCACCGAAUGAAGAAGGCUCCCCUAACCAAGUUUUGUUUUGUUGUCGGUACCAAAGAAAAGAAAAAAGGAAAUUACACAGUGAUUAUCAUCAAGCUCCUCUGUUUGAAAUUCUCCGCCUAAGAGUGGUGUGUUUUGGUGGAAAACAAGUUUUCGGGUGAUACACUUGUUUCAACUCAUCAUCAUCCCCCCUCGUUAUUUUUUUUUUUGCUGGUUCAAAAUACACGCUGGAUGAUGCUGCCCCAAGAAAUGUGCGUGACGUGACGAACGUGAAUAUUUUCACGAAACCAACUCACUGGGAGAGCCUAAAAAAAGUGAAAAUGUGCCACACUAUACCGGGAAGCAAAAAAAUUCACGUAAGAAAAGAAUAAAUUCCCUGCUUCCGUUUCCUUGCAAACGCAGCUGAUGGGAAACUUUUCCUCCGGAGUUCUUCGUUUCUUCUGUGUUUGUGUUUUGUGAAGGAAGAAAAUUUUUUGGAAAAAAAUCGAUUUCGAAAGCACAUUUGGGGAAAUACGUGCCGUGUGCCACCGAACCACCAACACCUCCCGAUAAAUAUGGAUAAACGUUUGGGGCCAGGCAGCGGAGUUGCCUUAGAAGUUUGUGGAAUACUACGUUUUGACUCCCCAACAACCGGAACCAGAAGAAGCAGAAGAAUGUCGGUUGUGGCAACGAUGGCCAUCGCCAUGCUGAUGCUGCUCCUCGGUUUGCAUAAUGUUAAAGCUCUUCAAAAUCCAAGAAUCAUCGAGCAUCCUAUCGAUACGACGGUUCCAAGGCAUGAGCCGGCCACCUUGAACUGCAAGGCCGAAGGAGUUCCUCCGCCCAGUAUCACCUGGUUUAAGGACGGAGCGCCGUUGAAAAUCCUGUCCGGUUCCCAUCGGAUGUUUUUGCCUGCCGGAGGGCUGUUUUUUCUUAAGGUCGUAAACUCUCGCCGGGAAAGCGAUGCCGGAGUGUACUGGUGUGAGGCAAAGAACGAAAAUGGGGUGGCCAGGAGUCGAAACGCGACCCUUCAAGUGGCAGUUUUGCGGGAAGAGUUUCGACUGGAACCGCAGCACACCCGGGUGGCUCAGGGCGAAACCGUGCUGCUCGAGUGUGGUCCACCGAAAGGCGUCCCGGAGCCAACGGUCAUGUGGCGCAAAAACGGCCAAAAGUUGGACGUCGAGAGCACCAAGCGGAUCCGGAUCGUCGACGGGGGCAAUCUGGCGAUCCAGGAUGUGCGCCAGACGGACGAGGGCCAGUACCAGUGCAUGGCGAAAAAUCUCGUUGGAACUCGGGAGUCGGCGAUGGCGUUCCUGAAAGUGCAUGUCAAACCCUACCUAAUCCGUGGACCACACGACUCCACCAUCGUCGAGGGCCAAUCGGUAACGUUCCAGUGCCGCGUCGGUGGGGACCCAAUGCCCGAUGUCCUGUGGCGCCGCUCGGCAUCCGGCGGAAACAUGCCCCUAGAUCGGGUGCACAUCCUGGAAGAUCGAAGCCUUCGGCUGGAAAACGUCGUUCCCGAUGACGAAGGCGAGUACAGCUGCGAGGCGGAUAAUGCCGUUGGGGCGAUUUCUGCUACCGGAACGUUGACCGUAAAUUCUCCCCCGCAUCUGAUUAUUCGACCAGUGCCGCAGGUUGUCGAAGCUCCACACGACGCAUCGUUCGAGUGCAAGUCGGAAGGUCGUCCUAAGCCGACCACUUUCUGGUCUAUUGAAGGGAAUCGGAGUUUGAUUUUUCCCGGAAACAAACUUGAUCGGUUUGAGACUUCGAGAACUUUGGAGGGACUGACGGUGUUGACGAUCCUGCAAACAACGAAACAGGACAACGGCCUGGUGGUAGUUUGUAGUUCGGUCAAUUCUGUUGGAUCAGUUAGUGUGCGAGCGCGACUUACGGUUGCUUCGCAGGACGAUCGCCCACCGCCAAUAAUUAUCCUAGGACCUUCGAACCAAACUUUGCCGAUGAAAUCCGUCGUAGCGCUGCCUUGUAAAGCAGUUGGAAACCCGGUUCCAAUAAUUUCCUGGUAUCUGGAUGGGAAUCCGGUGAUGAACUCGGAUCGAAUCAACACAACUGAAAAUGGAACGCUUGUGAUUCAGAAUUUGGAUAAAUCCACCGAUCAAGGACUUUACACAUGCGUAGCAAGUAGCCGAAGUGGAAAAGCCACCUGGAGUGCGUUCUUGAAAUUGGAGAAUCCGACGAACCCUAACAUAAAAUUUUACCGGGCCCCAGAACCCAGUGCCUUUCCAAGUGCUCCCGGUAAACCACUCGUUCAGAACGUUACCAACAGCUCAAUAACCAUCUCGUGGCUUCCAAGUAUCAAAUCUGGAGCUUCCGACAUCAACGGUUAUCUGGUGGAAGUUUUUUCGACCGAUACUGUAAAAAGUUGGCUACCGAUUCCUUACAAGCUGUCUUCCACUAGCUAUACUUAUACCCAAGUCAGUCAGGAUGUGGCGUACACUUUUAUCGUAAGAGCCGAGAACGAUCAAGGUCUGGGCAUCCCUAGUUUGAUGUCCGAUCCCGUGAUGAUUGGUAGGGAUGUCAAUCAUGGUGAAGACAUCGGACUAAGUGAAGCACAAGCUACCUUGUCAUCGGGUAGCAUCGUGAAUUUAUUGGAGGCCAAUGCCUCCGAUGCGACGAGCGUUCGACUGUCUUGGGACAUCGUCAACGGACAAUACGUUGAAGGUUUUUACAUCUACUCCCGAAACGUUGCUAGCAACGGAACCUACCGAACACUGACUGUGCUCAAUGGAGGUGGAGCAUCGGCCUGUACCAUCAACGGGCUAGAUCGUUACACUGAGUACGAAUUCUUCCUGGUUCCUUUCUACAAAAACAUCGAAGGAAAGCCGUCGAACUCCCGAACUGCACGAACUCUGGAGGAUGUUCCAACUGCUCCACCUGUCAACAUGGAAGCUGUACUUUUGAACACUUCAGCGGUUUUUCUGAAGUGGGAACCUCCAGCGAAUCACAGUUUGAAUGGAAAGCUUAAGAACUACCACAUCAUAAUUCGUGGGUACGAUGUGCACAACAUAUCGAAGGUGCUCACCAAUAUGACCGUCGAUGGGGACUCUCCGAAGUUGUUGCUGGCAAAUCUUUCGGCCGGAGUUACCUAUUCCGUUAGCAUUGCUGCUUCUACAAGGGUUGGAAUAGGUCCGUUCAGUUCGCCUUCAAUUCUCAGAUUGGACCCUCAUACCAAACGGCUCGAUCAGGGUUACACUCGUUAUCCGAUAAACCACGACUAUUCGCAUGACAUUCUGACUCAGACGUGGUUCAUCAUUCUGCUGGGGUCGAUCAUUGCCAUCAUUGUGUUCCUGUUCGGGGCAACCGUCAUCUUCCGGCGGAUACAGUUCAUGAAGCACAGCUCCCUCAACAGUAUGCAUGGGAAUCACGCCAUCGGAACGGUUCGCAAGUUUCCCACCCUGCCACUGAACCCCAAUGGGGUCUGGAUCGAUCCCGGUGGCGGCGUUUGGCGUCAGGCGUCGGAAAUCACCAAGGAAGCCAUCACCGAUUAUGCAGCCGUAUCGAAUGCUCCCACGCUGCCACUGCCUGAUUAUGAAAGGUAA
This is a messenger RNA of Uranotaenia lowii, 4710 nucleotides long. RefSeq names its product protein sax-3. Gene Ontology annotation, biological process: synapse organization; homophilic cell-cell adhesion. Gene Ontology annotation, cellular component: neuronal cell body; axon; plasma membrane. The record is from RefSeq and is a predicted model, not a curated record. The transcript has 10 exons. Gene Ontology annotation, molecular function: protein binding; axon guidance receptor activity. The coding region runs from base 1732 to 4710 and encodes 992 amino acids. Lineage: Eukaryota; Metazoa; Arthropoda; Insecta; Diptera; Culicidae.